AUGAAGGCAGCGUUCGUUCUCGUUGCCGCGUCUGUUGCGGAAGCCUUCGUUAUUCGAGGCCGCCAGGAGCUGUCAACCCGGGGUGAAUUACCUCCUUAUUCCCAACCCCCACAGUUAUGGAAGGAUGAGACGAGUUUCGUACCUCACCUCGCCGAAAUGGCUGAAAGCAUCGACUGGCUGUUGGAGAACCAUCCACACGAAGCAGAAAUAUUGCAAUUAGAUCAGGACUUCGACCUUUAUAAUUGUGGUAGCGACGACGGUGAUGAUGGCCGGAAAGAGGAUUCUUUCAUACUCGCUCAGCCCCAGACACGCCAUGCGGGAGGAAACCAUCCAGACUACGGCCAUUUUGAUAUGACUCUUUACGAGAUGAUAAAUUCCAGCACGCACGCAAAAAUCUUCGCAGAGUACAUAUCCAGGUUCGAUGACAUCGUGGAUUUGCUCCAAAGCACCUCGUCAAAGUUAACAGUGUUUGUUCCCACGGAUGAUGCCUUCACUGGAAUUACAUCCCAAUCAAAUCCAGUGGACAGAUUGAUAAAAAGGGCGAUGUUGUAUCAUAUUCUGCCCGGUGAAUACUCGAGAAAAGACUUAUUCUCCUCGAGAACAAUGCCCACCCUGCUCGAAUCUGCAGAUCUUGGGCAUUACCCUCAGCGAAUCGGCACACAGUUUGGGCCCAAGGGUUUAACGAUGAAUUUCCGUUCUUCCAUUAUUGGGAGUGACCUUUAUGGCAAGAAUGGAGUUAUCCACGUGCUGGAUAACUUUCUAAUCCCACCGGCUCCAGCGACAGAAACCCUAAAUACCCUCCCUUCAACCUUUAGCACUUUCGAAUUAGGAAUGUACAAGACCGGCCUCGUUGAUUAUAUCAACGACCAUUCUACACAUGUAGGGUCGACAUUGUUCAUUCCCACCAAUCAGGCGUUCGAGAACCUUGGUCGUGAAAUCAGUGGAUAUCUCUUCAGUGAAUGUGGUGAGAGGUAUCUUGAAGCUAUAUUAAAGUAUCAUAUUGUAUGCAACCAUACGCUUUACUCGGAUGCAUAUAACAGACCAAUGAACGGGAAUGGGCUAAACCCUGAGUCGUUCCAUCUGGAUUUGCCUACCCUCCUACCAAAAAGUCACAUCACUGUAGAUAUCGCACAGAUGAGUCGUCUCGUUGCAUUUAGUGUCAACGGUCAUUCCUCUGUCGCGAUACCAGAUCUUCUUACCCAAGAUGGAGUCAUCCACGUUCUAAACAAGGUUUUGCUUCCGCCUUGCCAACGGAAAGUCCAUACUGGCGAUUUUCUCUGCGAAGAUCCUCAGUUGAGUGACGGGGAAGAUGCCUUCAAUUUGACCGUUGAAGAAUUGAUCGAAAGACUGAAUCCUUAUGUUGACAGCUUACUGGAGAGCGGUCGUGUCGAAUAG
This is a messenger RNA of Histoplasma mississippiense, 1395 nucleotides long. RefSeq lists its product with no specific name. Lineage: Eukaryota; Fungi; Ascomycota; Eurotiomycetes; Onygenales; Ajellomycetaceae. Gene Ontology annotation, cellular component: fungal-type vacuole membrane. The record is from RefSeq and is a predicted model, not a curated record. Gene Ontology annotation, biological process: macroautophagy. Bases 1 to 1395 code for a protein of 464 amino acids. The transcript is spliced from 3 exons.